AUGUCCAACUUUUCGGCGCCGGGUGGCUCUGGCGCGCCCGACACCGACUCCAGUGCCAACUUUGAGUCGCUCCUAGCCCAGCUCCGACGCCAAUCCUCGCCUAGUCCUGGACCUGCCGCCGCGCCUGACCCCUUGGGUCAGUUUGGCUUCAACCAGGGCAACCAGUCGUUUUACGGUCACCACCCCAAUCCCGACUCUCCUAACCUGCCCAAUUUCCAGGGUACCAUGGAUUCGCCUGCUUUCCUUCCCGAGGCUCCCACACCACCAGUUAACUUCUCCCACUCCCAAUUCCCCCCUGGCUUGAUGAAUCCAAUCGGCACGGGCCGCGCAGGUGGAGGUGGCGGCGGCGGCGGCGGAGACGAUCGCACAGCUCAUCUGUUAAAUCUCCUCAAGUUUAGCGGACAAGGCGGUUCUUCGAAUCCGCCCCAUUCAUCUCGUGAGCCCUCGCUCAACUUUGCGCCCGCUCCCCCAGCUCGAGUGGUGCCUCCGAUCAUCCAUGCACCCGCUCCGACGUCGGCAGACCCAACUGGCCUUCUUGCGGCCCUGAUGAAGGGAACACUGCAGCCAGAACCGCCAAAGCCAGAGCCUCCGUCGGCAGCGUGGAACCCAGCCGUUCCUCCUUCCGAUACCCAACAGUAUCUGCUGAACCUUCUAAACCGACCCAAGCCGAGUCAAAACGAUCUGACCGAUUCCAACCUGUUGACCCCGCCCCCUGGUGAAGACGAUGCAAGAGAUGGAGAUGGCUCAAAUGGCGCUCGGUCUGCUGAGCCCACUCUUGUUGGCACUCUGCCAUCACGAUCGGAAUUCGAUUUUGAACCUAAGGGGCUGGGAUCGCCUCCGAAAUAUGGCUCAACUCCCCAGUCCCAGCAUUCGCAAGCGGUCUCGACGACAAAGUCGGCUGUCCAUGGCGGCUACUCGAACCCAUUCGAGGAUCUCUCUGGAUCUUCUCCCUUGAACCGGACGCCCAAGUCUUCCACAACGCCCGGAGCAUCUGGCCCCCCGACAAGCGCCAGCUUUUCUGCACCUGUCUCAAUCCAGAUCCUCAAGAAGCCAGACUCUGCCGCCCAGUCUCCAGAUCAGAAGCGGUCUUUGAGUGAUCGUAGCAUAGGAGGCAGUCCAGAGCACUCGAGACGUAAGCUUACGCAUGCGCCCUCGCCUCUCUCUCACGGAAACGUUCCUCGCCCCGCCCUCGUGAGCGUAUCUCCCUUGUCCGAUACUAGCGCCGAACAGGCUCAGCUAGUUUUGGCCGGGGAGAGCUCCGCCGAGGAUAACAAGAAGGAGAGCGUGGCAGACGCUCUGAGCGGGCUUGCCGAGCAGGUUGACAGAGAGGCCCGGGAGGCUCUGACUCGCGCUGAGGACGUGAAAAUCAAGGAGAUUGCCCAAGACAUGGAGGAUAUGAUGAACGCCCGAACCGACGAGCAGUUUGUGCAGUCCGCGCAAAUUACCGCCCAGGCUAUUAUCAAGGAGCUUGACAAGGACGAGAAUAAGACGGCCCUCGACUCCCUGGAACCGGGACUCGCUAGGGAAGCGAAUGAUAUUCUCGACGAGGCUGUUCAAGGUCAAGGGAACUUGGCCCCAGUGGCUGAUAGCUGGGAGAGCGCCGAAGCCGACGAGAUUGUGGUGAUUGAGGAAACCGCGACUCCCAUCAAGGUUUAUAAUUUCCCCAUGAAGCCCUGGAUAUCCAUCGCUGUGCAAGAGACGGAUGAGGUUCGCCCCGUUUUCCGUGAGGAGUCUAUUUUAGACAUCGCACGACUGAAGAAGGAUUUCGACCAAAACGACCGCAACCUCGUUUCUGCGUCGGAGACGUACAUGGCUUAUGGCAUGUCUAAGGCGGGCGGACUUAGAGUGAUCAGGCAAGAGGACGGCAAGGACGCCAAACUUUUCACUGACACCAAGGACCGGAUCUUCAACGUGGCCAUCUCAACGUCGCCUUCAAAUCAGCACGCCAAGGAAGCAAUCAUUGGUACUGGUGUCAGUGGUACCGUCUAUUGGGUGCAGCUCAAGAAGGGCAACCGUGACCACUUGGAGGAUGCUCACCCUGAGCAGUAUGGAUUCGCCCUACCACCCAUUUCUGGUCAGGAGGGCGGCGAUACACCAGGCGGCGUCCUCAAGACCCGAGCCAGGACCUCUUCGAUGCACCCGGACUUUUUUGCUGUCGGCCGCGGCAAGUCGAUCAACAUCAUCUGGCCCUCCUUUAUCUUUGAACACAAUCUGUUCAAGACUGGUCACGACCGCGUCGUGGAUACGGAGAAGCUUCUGAAGCAGUGUUCGUUGAAGAUCAACACUGGCAAGGCUGGGAAAGACUUCACUUUCAGCCAAGACGAUACUUUGAUGGUCUCACUGGAUAAGUCUGGCCGGGUCAAGUUCUGGGAUGUGCGUGACCUGACGGCGACGAAGGAAGGGUCAGAACCCUCAAAUCCUCUGCCCUCGCGGACGUCUCUCGAGAUCAAGGAACCACUGAUGACCUUGACCUCUACGCCCGAGGGCGAGAAGGCAUGGCCUACCUCUGUAUUGCUGCUGGAUAAGUUCCGGCCGUAUCAGAGGCGUGCCGCCUUGAGAUACAUGAUCGUGGGCAUGAAGCAGAAUCACACUCUUCAGCUAUGGGAUUUAGCAUUAGGGAAACCGGUCCAGGAGUUCAAUUUCCCGCACAACAAGGAGUCAGAUGCGGUCUGCAGCGUCAUGUACCAUGCUCCGUCGAGCAUGAUUGUUGUCGGGCACCCAACCCGCAACUCGAUCUACUUCCUCCACCUCUCAGCGCCAAAGUAUAACCUAAAGAACGUGACCCAGGUGGAUUACAUCGAGCGGCUCGCCGCCCAAGAUCAGUCGGUCCCCCUGCCAGAGGCAACUGCCGUCAUUAGUGGUAUUCGGGAGUACUCUUUCGCGAACAAGGGUGUACUGCGCAGCCUUAACAUUCUCGAAAACCCCGCCUCGUCUGGCGACGGAGAUGAGCCAACCCUCUUUGAGCUGUACGCUAUGCACUCCAAGGGUGUCACCUGCCUCAACAUUAAGCAGAGCGAAUUGGGUUGGACCAAGGAUAACAAGGUUAUCGUUUCCGCUGAUGCGGUGGAGCUUGGCAUGGUGAAGAUCUCGAAGCUUAUCUCGCCCCCUCUGCCACAGCCUGCAGACCCGCAGCACAUCAAUACCCCGAGCAACGAAACCCCGGUCCCCCAGAUCCGCAUUGCUACGCGCAGCGCCAAGGAUACGCAGCAAAAGACGCCGCCUCAAGGCGACGACAAGAAGGGUCCCGAGUCUGCGACACCGGCGAAACUGGAUCAAAAAGCGGAGGUCGAGGCCCAGACCCCGAUGCAUCAGCCCGAGAAGGCAGAGAAGAAAGGCCGGAAAAAGAAGGGCCAGGCAGCUGCACAGGCGGCGGCGGCGGCUGCAGCUGCAGCAUCUGCGGCAGGUGCGGCAGGUACGGCCGAUCGCGACUUCGGCUCAAACGGUGCGGUCGAGCUAAGCCGAACUUCGUCGCAAACCAAAACUGGAAAGAGCUUGACCCGCGCCGGCGGCGACGCAUCUUCCACACUUGCCUUGACCCACCAGCUCAGUGAUCUCACGUUGGUACCCGCCGCUGUUUCGCCUGAGCACCUCGAUGCUGUGGUUGCCAGCAUGGAGUCGCGAAUCGUGACCAAGCUGACUGACCGGUUCGAUGCCCUUUUCAACGAGCUUCUUAAGCAGAUGCACUCUUUCCAGGAAAACCGCGACACGGCCUUUGUCACAAACCAAUCCGCCCUACUUCAAAUGGUUGCCGACGUCUUGAACGACAAUACUGAGGCUGUUCUGAAAACUCUCAUCAUCGAGCAAAUUAACACGACCGUCAUCCCAUCUAUCCGCAACGCAGUAGAGAAUUCAGUUUCAGAUCAGGUAAGCGCCAAAGCUACCGCUCAGCUUAACGCCCUGCAGAAGGAGGUCCAGAGGCUCCUGCCUGGCGCCGUCAGUCAAUCCAUGCAGAAACCCGACAUCGUCAAAAACAUUACAGACAAGAUUAGCCACAACGUCAACGCCCACGUAGAUUCACUCAUUCAGAAGGCAUUCGCCAACCAGGCGCCUAACAUCGCCAAAAUGACAGCCCAAACCGUGCAGCAGCGCAUCGUUGAUGAUGUCAGCAAUCAGCUCAGCUCAGCUUUAGAGCGGCUCGAGGGCCGCAGGCGCGACGACGAUGCAAAGCUCGAUCGUCUCAUUGCACAGACUGCUGAUCUCUCCGGCAUGAUCUCGACGUUGGCCGCCUCUCAAACCCAGAUGCAGAGCGAAUUUGCCUCUCUUAAGCAGCAGAUGCAGCAGAUGCAGCAGAUGCAAGAGCAGAGCCGGAUGCAAGAGCAGAGCCGGAUGCAAGAGCAGAGCCGGAUUCAAGAGCAGAACCGGGAGCGCGAACUGUCUGCUGCCGCAGAAUCCACCCACAGCCAUGCCCAUUCUCGCGACAGCGGCGGAUCGCACGGCCAGGUUGGCACUGCCACCCGAGAGGCUAUCAAUUACCCUACGCAACACCAGCAUCAGCCUGCCCACGCACACGCACAUGCCCAUCAGCGCCAGCAUCAGUUUGGCGGACACGACCAGCAGAUUGGCUUUGCGCCCGCGGCCCGCGAAGCGCCCGAGGAGAACUUGGUCGAGAUAAUUGAUGCAUUGAUGCGAUCCAACAAUUACGACGAGGCCAUUCUGCGCUGGCUCCAGUCUGGCGACAGGGCUGAGGAGAUCUUCCAGAAGGUACUCUCCAAUUACAACCCGGUCUUCCUUGCAAACUUCCAGCCUCUUCUGCUUUUGUCUGUGGGCGCCACGGUCUCUCUCGAGUUUUCGCGUAGCACGCCGAAGAUGAUUCAGAAGGUUGGCUACAUGGAGGUCGUUAUCUAUGCGUUCAAUCAGAUCUUGCCGACCUUGGAUGACCAAGUUCGCGAGGUGACACCCAAGAUCAUGUCGCUCUUGAAGACGCGAGUUGAGCAGCUCUUGCUUGACAUCAGCCGUGUGGCACCGCUUGACAAUUCUCUCAAGACACUUGCCAGCAUGGGACACAUUGCUGGCCGCAUUGCCGACAGCAUCCAGUCCCAGAACAUGUCGGCUCACGGAAGCAGCAUCUACUAG
Messenger RNA from Lasiosphaeria miniovina, 5073 nucleotides. RefSeq lists its product as uncharacterized. Bases 1 to 5073 code for a protein of 1690 amino acids. Gene Ontology annotation, molecular function: protein binding. The transcript has 2 exons. Gene Ontology annotation, biological process: deadenylation-independent decapping of nuclear-transcribed mRNA. NCBI's taxonomy places the organism in Eukaryota, Fungi, Ascomycota, Sordariomycetes, Sordariales, Lasiosphaeriaceae. Gene Ontology annotation, cellular component: P-body. The record is from RefSeq and is a predicted model, not a curated record.